AUGUUUGAUUGGAAAUCGCAGUGCCUUAAGUCAGUGCUGUGGGGUAUCUGUCAAAGGAGGGAAAGAAACGUAUCCAUCAAUGGGGUUGAUAACAAUGGGAGUAGCCGGCCUGGUGGCUGCAGCUACCUCUCUAAUGUGAGGCCAGAGAACAGGAGCACACUCUGCAGUGUGAUGGCACAAUUAACAGAAGAAACACAACCCUCCUUUGAAACAACCCUGAAGUCAAAAUCUGUGUCUGAGAAAAGCAAUGUGAAGUUCUCUUGUGUGGUUAAAGGAUACCCUGCCCCUCAAAUUAUUUGGUAUAAAGAUGAUAUGCAGUUGGACAGAUACUGUGGACUACCUAAAUAUGAAAUAUUCCGCAAUGGACAAAACCAUUCCCUGCACAUUUACAAUUGCACUGUGGAGGAUGCAGCUAUAUACCAGGCAUCAGCCAGCAACAAUAAAGGUAUUGUGUCUUGUUCUGGGGUUCUGGAGGUUGGUGAAAUGAAUGAAUUCAAGAUCCACCAGCGCUACUUUGCCAAGUUGAAACAAAAGGCUGAAAACAAACGCAAGGAAGUUGAAGGUAAAGAAAACCAGGAGCCAUUACGAACCAUCAGUCCAGACCGCACACAGAGGAAACGUCGUUCGACAAUGGAGGCUUUUCUGAGCAUACCAAGUUCCAUGGAGGAUGAGGGCAAUGAGGAGAGCGAGCAGACUGUAGCAUUGGAGUCUGAGGCCACUGCUGUGGAGGAGGUGGAAGAAAGGCCAGUCCCUGUCACUAAUGGAGCAGUCUCUGUUGUAACUAAUGGACAGGUCAUCAGUGAAAAUGGUAGUAAGGGUGGGACUUAUACAUAUGACUCUGCCCAGAAGAUGUUCACUUUGCACCAACCAAAAACUCCCUUUCUCAAGAAGAAGAUUAAAAUUUCCAACAGUCCAAAAGUCGCAAAAGCUGAUACUCAAGGAGAAAGGGUGUCUGACGAGAGAAGGGAAAAAGAGGAGCCCCCCACCUCUGUGGCUCUGACUUGCACAGAGUCUGGACAUUCGAAGGGAAAUUUAGUGGAGGAUAUGGAAGUAGAGAAUAUUGUUAGUUCUUCAGUUUUGGAUUCAGACUCCAGAAAUGUUGCACAACAACAUCUGAAAUCACCAAUGGAGGAAGCAUUGUUUGUUUCAAAGGAUGAAAAUGUUUGUUCUGUGCCCUCACAGAAAGAACAGCUCACUGCCUCAGUAUCUCUUGCUGCUUACACAUCCACAAAAAACAUAGCCUCAGGAACUGAAGGUAAACUAGCCACAAAGCAUAAAAAGGAAAAUGAGCACAAAGAUACAGAAGAAAACCUGGAAAUGCAGAACCAAAAUCCUCAUAUGAUGUCACCACAACUACAGGCGAGUGCUGUAACAGCUCCCCAACAAGCCCAAAUCAUAAAGCACAUUACCAUCACAGAUGAUGUUACAGUCGUGGAUGUUAAUGGUAAGUCAAAUACUUCCACUGAUGGAACUUUGUUGAACAGAGACUUUGAGUCAGUGGACACAUCAUGUGAACGCAGGAUUGCUUUGCCUCAGCGUCCGUGUGAACAGACUGGAGAUCAGCUGUCUGAGAAGGAAACAACCCCCUGCCAAAAGAAUGUGUCUGUGCUUCAGCAAGUGCUGCUGAACGAGGUUACACAGGCCCAUACAAAGAUGAACAGGAAUGAUGCACCUGUCAACCUUGAGCUACCACUCAACCAAUGUUCAAUGGAAGCACGGCUACCACAAAAGACUCCAUCAGAACGAGAGACCACAACAGAUGACAUCCAGACCCCUUCUGCGCACCAUAGUCUUCAAGCAGCCAUUGACAAAAUGACACAGGACACAUGGGAUCAUUCCAGGGGAUCAAAUGUAAGCCAUACGGCCCUUUUUACAGACCUACAGAAGUCACCCUUCGAAAGCCCUGGUGGUGGGGAGAGCACCCCAGGGUGUAAUGUUUCACCCACCAACCAGCAAAGCCAAGUUGAUACACCUAUAAAAUCUGAAGGGACAGAAAUACAAGUUGAUGAGAAGUUAGAGGGUAAUGAGGUAGGUAAGUUAUCAGUGCAGGCUGACAGUGUGGUGCCAGAUGAAAUUAUAGUUGAGAUGGAAACUGAAAUUGCUGCUGCACAUAGGAUUGAACAAACUGAAAUAGAAAAGACCAAAGAUAAAGCAGAUAAACGUACUGAUGUUAUCAUUUUGGAUGCAUGUAAUGAAGAAAUGGACAAGAAUGAGCCCAUAUUAAAAAUGGAGGAGAAAACCAGUUCAGAGUUACAUAUUGUAAACCCAGCUAAAUUUGAGACUGCUAUGCCACAUCUAAAAAAACCUCCCGAAAAUACAAACUUAUGCGAGCAUCAAAUUAAAGGCUUCAAAGAAAUUCCAAAAACUGUGACACGAGUCAUAUCUGUUGCUGAACUUUUGAGAUCUCAAUUACAGGCUCUUGAUGUCACAGUUGCAAAUUCAAUGCCCACCUUGCUGGUCCCUGCUGAGUAUGAGCAAAAUCACACUACAAUAGCUACAGACACAUGUCAGGAAUUAAGAGGUGAUGAGAGCAACUGUAAACUGGAAGUGAAGAUGUCAAUUCCUGACAGGAAAACUGAAACAAGUAUUGAUAAUCCUCCUCUCAAAAACAUUAAGGAAACCCUCAUGGAAAUUUACCAUCAACUAAAUCUUACUGAUCAGGAACAAACAGAAACUCAAGGUAGAAUUUCACCACCUGUUCAGGAUUCACAAAAACCUCUUGUCAUCCCUCCUAUCUCUGUCAUAGACACUGGCACCACUGGACAACAUGGCAGUGCCAAAGAAUAUAAUGAAACUGUUAUGGACAUUGGCCAGGAAAUUAAAGUAUCACUGCUGGUUUCUCCAAAAGAUUGCCCUGCUGUUUCCAUCUCUGAGAGUGAAAAUGUCAGAAACAGUAUUACUCCUAUGACAUCAAAGGAGGAACUGACCCAAAGACUUACAUCAAGUUCAAACCUAUCUGGAAAAGUCCAUCAAGAACCUGGGACACCACCUACAAUGACACCAAUGAAGGCCAGCAGUCAAGAGCAUACCACAGGUGAACCUGUUCAAGGCAAAGACAUGGGAUCUGUCCAAACAUUAACUCCAAAAGUUCAAGUCAACAGCAAAAGUCAGUGGAAGAAAACUGAAAUGAAUUCAACAACAUUUUCAGAUCAAUGCAAAAUGGAAGAACACAACACAAACAGUUGUUUACAGAGUGUGUCAACAACUCCCACUAAAAGUGUACUUGGCACUGACACACAAGAAAAUAAUCAUCAACCUAUUGAACAGGAGAGUCCUAUGGUUGAGGAAUUUUCAAGGACUGAUUCCUUAACUAAUCCAAAUCCUGGGCCUAGUCCACUGUUAAAGAGAAGAAACUGUGUUUCUCCCAUUCCCUCUGCUACUCCACAAGAGCUGGCUUCUGGGGCCCGCCGCAAAAUCCUAAUACCUAAGGCCAAACCCGAGGAGGCCACAAUUCUGAUUGAUAACCAAACUCAGAAAAAGGAGGCGUCUAUACAAAGCAGUAAGCUAUCCUCAAGUCCUUCGUUGCUCUCUUCAUCUCCAAGCAUGUCACGACGGUCACCUCUGCUUCAGCCCUCUGGCGAGAGGACCUCUCCAGUAGAAAAGCAAUCUCCACUCCUCAGCAGGAGGAAGAUGACAGCUGAGACUAAAUCACCAAACCAGCAGCCUACUGAGGAAAUCUCCACAAUGAAAACUGAGGUUAAACCUGCAGAGAAGGACAAGCAUGAUCCAUUCAAAGCUCCUCAGGUUAUCCGUAAAAUCAGGGGUGAAACCUUUGCAGAUGCCUCAGGACACUUGAAACUUUGGUGCCAGUUCUUCAAUGUUCUCAGUGACUCUACAAUCACAUGGUACAGAAAUGAAGUGAAGAUUGUGCAGAUGAAAAGAAAUGCAGGGGAUGAAACUCAGGUCAAUCUUGCUAUUGCUCAAGCAUCAAGCAAAGACUCUGGUGUUUAUGGAUGCACAAUCACAAAUGAAUAUGGGACAGACUCAACAGAUUACCUACUUAGUGCAGAUAGAAUGUCCCUACGUGAGGAGCUUGGUGUCGGAGAAGAAAUUGAAAUGACACCACUGGUAUUCAACAAGGGUUUGGCCGAUUCUGGAAUCUGGGGCAACAAAUUCUUUGGCCGUAUAAUGAUGCAGGAGUCUCGUAUUGGUGAUGGCUGUGCUCACAAAGUCUGGAGGGCAAAAGUCAUCUAUGGCCUGGAGCCUGUGUUUGAGUCUGGAAACACGUGUAUCGUUAAAGUACCCAACCCUAUCGCCUAUGGAGGCAAAACGGAAAGCUGCCUUAUAGACAGGAACCUGGACUUUGUCAGGAAGGAGUGUAAAAUUCAGAACUUGGCUCGCGAAUACUGUAAAAUCUUCUCCGCAGAGGCGAGAGUGAUUGAAAACUUUGGGCCUUCUCUGGAGGUAAUUCCGGUCUACUUGAUGUAUCGUCCAGCAAACACAAUCCCUUAUGCUACAGUGGAGGCUGAUCUGAUGGGAGUAUAUCAGAAAUAUUGUCUCCUGGAUCAUACGGGCAGGAUAGAAAUGAAGACUGCAUCUGAGGUGGAGCAGAAGUGCUGUGCUCUGCAGCACUGGAUCUUCCAAUGGACCAAUGGAAAUCUACUACUCACUCAGCUAGAAGGUGUUGACACAAAGAUCACCAAUGUUGGAAUUACAGUCAAAUCUACGGGGCAUCUAGGUCUCUCUGUUGAGGGGAAUCCCAAAGUUUUUGAGCAGUUCAUCUCUCAGCACCAGUGUAACUAUUUCUGUGGUCUACUCAGCCUGAGAUCACUAAAGGUCUUGGACUCUUUAAUGACACCAACAAAGCCCAAGGGUUCCAGGAGCCCCUUACUUCAACGCAAGAUGACUGCUGGUUCCUCCAGCCCUCAGACUGGCAGGAAAACUGCUAGCAGCCCCAGACUGCCCAGGAAGGCUGAGCAACAAGGCAGCAAGACCGCCACUAAACAAAACUGUUAA
Molecule: messenger RNA, 4956 nt
Organism: Scomber japonicus (chub mackerel)
Lineage: Eukaryota; Metazoa; Chordata; Actinopteri; Scombriformes; Scombridae
Exons: 14
Coding region: 1-4956 (1651 amino acids)
Biological process (GO): protein phosphorylation; cardiac muscle cell development
Cellular component (GO): nucleus
Molecular function (GO): protein serine/threonine kinase activity; ATP binding
Source: RefSeq, a predicted model, not a curated record